Molecule: messenger RNA, 2082 nt
Organism: Henningerozyma blattae CBS 6284
Lineage: Eukaryota; Fungi; Ascomycota; Saccharomycetes; Saccharomycetales; Saccharomycetaceae
Gene: ECM25
Product: Ecm25p
Exons: 1
Coding region: 1-2082 (693 amino acids)
Biological process (GO): small GTPase-mediated signal transduction
Cellular component (GO): cytoplasm
Molecular function (GO): GTPase activator activity
Source: RefSeq, a predicted model, not a curated record
AUGAUUGACAUUAAUAUCAAUGACAUAUUUUUUAAAUCGUAUUCUGUAGACCCGAUUACAAAGCAAUCGAUCUAUGUUUUUGAUUCUACUUAUUUACCUUCGCCUGAAGAAGUUGGAGAUAAACAAGUAUAUGAUUUGCUGAUUAAUGAGUUAAUGGAUAGAUUGAUUACUAAAUUACCCGCAUCCCCUUAUUCCUUGGUUGUAUUCACUUCUGGGUUUUCACAAAAAAAAAUUAGUUGGGUAUAUGCUAUUAAGAUGUUCAAUAAGUUACCAAUUGAGGCACGUCAUUAUUUACAACAAACUUUUAUUGUCCAUGAAUCUUUUUUUAUUAGGACUGUUUAUCAAGUCCUAUCUAAUGCAAUGAGUAUGAAGUUUCUCCGAACCACCAAUCAAUCUAAUAAUACUGAAUCAAUUGAAUAUAGUAGCGAUAAUAGUACUUCAAAUAAUGAUCCCGUAAUAACACAUGUAGCGGAUUUAACACAACUAUCACAUCUUAUAGAUAUAACUAGAUUGCGUAUAUCAUUGAACGUUUACCUAUAUGAUUAUCAAAUUACUGAAUAUAUCGAUGUACCAAAAUCAUAUUUUGAAAGACUAACAGUAAAUUCUAAUAAGCAUUAUAAACAAUUAGUAUUUGAUAAAAUAUUUCAAAGAUUGAAAAAGGAAGGAAUGAAUACCGAAUUAAUUUUUCAGAAACCAGGCUCAUAUAAGAAAGUUAAUAUUCUUUUGGAUAUUAUUAAUAGAAAUAAUUAUAUUGAUCUUUCACAAUGGGAUAUUUAUUCACUAGCAACAAUAUUUUUACAUUUUCUAAAAAAUAAAAGUAAACCAUUGGUACCAAUAGAUUUAAUAAAGCUCCCAAUCUAUGACACUUUUAGUUAUACGUACAAGAUAUUUAUUGAUAUAAUCAAGUUUAACAAUUAUCAAGAUUUUUAUUUCUCCAUAUUCCCUCUUUUCCAGAAAAUCAUUAACAAUAAGGCUACGAGCAAAUUAGAUCCAAGAUUAUUAGCCAAGGCAUUAGCACCUACGCUCUGUAAAGAAAAAAUAUCGUUAGCAAAUUCGGACGUAUUAGCCAUUGGAGCAAGAUUUAUUAGAAAUUUGUUAAACCAUUAUGAUGAAGUUAAACUAGCAUAUGAUACAAAUAAAAUUCCAGACGAUACCCCACCAAGGAGAUCUAUUUCAGAAGUGGUUCAAUCUCCAACUCGAAAAUCAAGUUAUACCAAUCUUAAUGUUGUUAAUAGUUCAAGUAACAAUAUUACCACAAACGGUAAAUUAACGUUAAGAACAGUUUCUCAACCUCCAUUAUUACCCAAACCUCGUAAGAAUAUUAGCCCCAUUAGAAUUGAUUUAAGAAGUCGUAGCCCAAGUCCAAAUCGUGCUUCUAGUAAUGGUAGUAAAUCCCAUGAGAUUCAUUCGAUACGUAAUAGUAGUAACGGCAGUGUGGGUGAAAGUUCAAUACAAGCUACACUAACAUCAACACCAAUACAAUCACAAAAUCAAAACUCUAAUCAAAACCAAGACCAAUCAAAAAAAGAUAUCCCGGGGAGCACUUCAAAUGAAAAAAGAAAUAACUCACCUACUAGACCUCCUCCUCGUAAAAUCUCUAAUGAACAUGCUAUGCCUGCGGUACCAGUUUUAAAACCAAAAUCAUCAGCCUCAUCAUUAAUGCCAAGCUCCAAGAGUAUUUCUAGUGGCAGCACAUUAGGCUCUAAUAGCACAACAAAUAGUUCCGUAUCAGGCUCAAGUACCACUGCAAUUUCAAAACCUAAAACUGCAAAUAUCUAUGAUACAUAUGUUAACGAUGAUUCCAUGAUUCUAGGAGAUGAUCGGGAUGUAGAAGAAUUAGUCAUCAAUAGCCAAAAAUUAUCUUUAAUUGUAGACAAGAAUCAAGAAAAGAUUAUAUUAUUUGAUAAAGAGUUACAGAAAAAGAAGAAAAAAGAAGGGUCCAACAAGAGUGAGAUCCAAAACAAAUUCUCAACUGAUGGCUAUUCAGGAAUUAAAACCGGUAACAGGGUGAGCAAACUGGCGGCAUUAUAUGAAGAGAGAUUGAUGGGUAUCCAAGCUUUGAAUGAAAUGAAACGAAGUUAA